AAUAUUUGUUACUGUCCUCAUAUUCUCUCGUUUUUCAUAUUGUACAUGAUUAAGGUGAAUUGUUGAAGAAGAGACUAGAAUUUAGAGAUUAGAAGACCAGCUUUUGGAAUAAAAUUAAUUUCUCAAAACGAGGCUCUGCGUGGAGAGCUUGGAAAAUGGAACUGACGCCAUUUUUUCUUUGAAGGAGGGCCCGGGAAAUAGAUUAAAUAGACUUUAUUAGGACGCAAAAUGGAAAGGAGAGGAAGCCCAGACAAUCUUGAUGCAAAGGACAAUCGAUCGACUGGUGCAAGUAGCGAGUCUAUUUCCAUGUCGGAAAAAUCGGCGUCGCUGAGAAGUGCCGGUGAAAGUCCAUCAAAAUCUGUCGCUUCUUCCUCGUCCACGUCGAGCGAAAAUGUUCAGACACAUGAAAUGAAGAGUGGUACACUUCCAGUUAUACAUGAAGGGCUCAUGGUUAUCAGCAGAGAUGGGAGCCGCCCAGCCCAGUCCACAGAAGAAGUCCCACUGGUGCCUGGGGAGAAAGUACAGGGAACAGACUGUCGGAUUUGCAGAGAGAAAUUCUUGACGGCAACAGACUGCGCACUUCACGAGAGGACUCACACGGAGGCACAGCCUAAAAAAGUGGUUAAGAUAGUGUUCAAAUACCCAGCCAAGCAGUCUGGCCAGGAGACCGCCGUCCCCAAUGUCACAGAGGCACUGAAAAAGGUGCAAGCAGUUAUACAAAGAGGUGCUCAAGUUGUCCAGCAACAAGAUGAACAAAUAGUGGUACAAACACCAGAACAGGUUCCAAAUCAGGCCACUGAGCCAGUCACAGUCCAAGCAAACGUGCCAGUUUUGAAACGACCAAAUCAUCAAGGUAUGAUGCAAGCAAAAAAGCAAGUACUUUCACAGGCAUAUCAACCAGAUUCUAUACAGACAAACCAGACAGUUCAGGUGCAAAACAGCAAGCAAAUGCCUCUGCAGACACGGAAGCAAAUAGCAGUACAGAUGAACAAGUCGGUUGUGGUACAGAGAAAUGAACCCACCAUGAUGCAAACACACCACCAAUUCCCAGUACAGACACGUGAGCAUGUCUUGGUACAACCAAUUGAACCAACAAUAAUGCAGACAAACCAGCAAAUCCCAGUACAGGGUCAUGAGCAAAUCAUGGUACAGGCAAAUGAACCAGUCAUGAUGCAAACACACCAGCAAAUUUCGGUACCGACUCCUGAACGAGUCGUAGUACAGACAAAUGAGCCAACCAUGGUGCAGACAAACCAGCAAAUCCCAAUACAGACUCAUGAGCAAGUCUUGGUACAGACAAAUGAGCAACUGUUCUCACAGGCAGGUGAAGCAACCAUGAUGUCAACACACCAACAAAUCCCGGUACAGAAUCAGGAGCAGGUGGUAGUGCUCACCAACGAGCCCACCAUGAUGCAGACAAACCAACAAAUUCCUGUCCAGACACAAGAGCAAGUCUUGGUGCAGACUACCCAACCAGUUUUGAUGCAGCCCAAUGACCAAGUCAUUAUACACAAUACAUUGUUAAUGCAAACUGAGGGGCAAGGAUCAGAACAAAAUAGUUUGACAUCACACCUGGGUAAUGUUGGAAGGGAAUACCUGUCCCAAGUGUGUGACCAGCUUCUUCCAGCUGUGGAUAGUUUAAUUCAGUUGGGGACUGUAGAUGUCUCACCUGGUUUACAGUUUGUCUGUCAGGUGUGCAACAAAGGAUUCAAAAACAAGAACCAGCUUGAACUACAUGAAAAGACCCACACAGGAGAACGUCCCUUUAAAUGUGAACAUUGUGAUAAAGAGUUUAUGUUAAAGAAGCAGUUGACGAAGCAUAUUAAAGUCCAUACUGGCGAAAAACCUUCCUUCAAAUGUGAAUACUGUACAAAGUCUUUUCGUUCUAAGUCCUAUUGCAGAGACCAUCAAAGGACUCAUUAUGAAGAAGUUACCAAGUCUCAUGUGUGCCAGUUUUGUGGUAAGGCUUUUGGACAGAAGGCCCACCUUCAACGCCACGAGCUUCUUCACACAGGCAAGGCUCCUAUUGAAUGUGAGAAAUGUCGCAAGCGAUUUACGUGCCAAUCCGAGUAUAAAAGACACCUAAAGAUGCACACAAUACAUACUCCCUUCAAGUGCGACAUCUGCAACAAGGAGUUCAGUCUUAGGAUGACCUAUUCCCAGCACAUCAAGUCCCACCAGAACCAGUCUGCCCACAAGUGUCCUAUCUGUUACAAACCUUUCCAAGAUAAAAAUAAAUUGGAGGAGCAUAAGAAGACCCACGAGAAAAAUUUUGGGAGGAAAGUGGUCAAGAUAAAUUUUAAGUACACUGACGCUCCAACGCAGGGCAAUGCGGAUGGCACGGAUGUAGUGGUAUUGUAUAAGUGCUGCCACUGCCCUAGGGUAUUUAAAAAGAAAACGGCAUGGACCAGACACCAGAAUGUGCACGCUGCCAUAAAAGGUGCCGAGUGUAAAGAGUGCAAGCAGGUGUUUGAAACUGAGGCUAUCCUGGAAGAUCACACCAGGAUCCAUACUGGAGAGAAACCUUUCGCUUGCGAGGUCUGUGCCAAGACCUUCAGAAAUAAAAAGCAGGUGGCCAACCAUGAAAAGAUCCAUACAGGUAGCCGGCCCUUUGCUUGCAGGAAAUGUAAUAAGCAUUUUCGAUCCCAGAAGCUGCUCAAUGUGCACCAGAAGACCCACAGGCAAAGUCAGUUCAGCUGCCAAGUAUGUAACAAAGUAUUUCGGUGCAGGGCAUAUUGCAGGCAACACGAGGAAACCCACACCAGAGAAUAUGUUAAACCUUUUUCAUGCAAAUUUUGCAACAAGACAUUUCGACAAAAGCAGCACUUGACUCGCCAUGAAGUCGUCCACACUGGUGUGGGGAGCUUUCCAUGUGAUCACUGCCUGAAGCCAUUUAUGUGUAAGUCUGAGCGUGAACGCCAUAUGAGGAUCCAUACUAAAGAGAAGCCGUACAAGUGCAGGUACUGUCCCAAGGAUUUCACUCAAAAAGUCCACUGUACUAGGCAUGAGGAAUCUCAUCCGGAGUUCUAUGAGAGUUCUGAUCCCAAAUCCAAUGCUUGAUUGGUGUCUGGAUUGUUGAAUUAAUAAUUCCACAGACAGUUUAUAUCUUAAUAUUUUCAAAUCGUCUAAGAAUUUUUAUAAGCAUUGGUUGGUGUCUGUUUAAGUGCUGCAGAACUGAUAUCAGAUGGUGAAGGGAAUCUCUUGGCUCUUAUAAAAUGAGCAAAAGACUACAUUCUGCUUUAGAUGAUGCAUUACAUUAUCUAACUUGUGUGGAUAACUAGAAAACCUCAGAAAUUUACUAGUUUUGGACAUUUUGGUUCUAGAUGUGUCCACGGAUACCUAAAUCUGAUGUGUGGAUACCAGACUGUACAUUGCAUUUAGAGUUGUUAUCAUCUAUUAUUUCUUCCUCUGUGUAUUUCAAAGUUGUGUACUGUUGACAUUUGUAGACAAUUUCAACUAAUAAGUGGGCAGGUUCUGGAGAGGGGAUUUUUUCAUUACAGACAUGCUUUUUUUACAUUUUGGACAAACUAUGAGUCAUCAUCUUUAUGGAAUGAACUUGAUGAUGUAAAUGGGAAUCAAACAUAUAAUGCUGGACAUUGAAAUUUUCAGCAAGUAUUUGAAACCAGAAAGCACUGGGAAAUCUUGUCUGGCUUAAAAUGACAGACAUGGUUACACCAUGCCCUUUUCAAAAAGUAAAGAAUUUGAAAUUUUCAGCUUGUUUAGACUUAAGAGGUGGACACUUUGCAUAUAUAUUGAAGUCAAAUUUAUAUUGAAAUUAUUAAUAUUGGUCUUGAAUAUUUAUAUUCACCUAAGAGUAGAAGUCUUUUUGUUGAUAUUUGUGUGUUAUUUACUCCUAAAACAUGUUGAUGGUUGUUUGAAAGCUGUAUCAGUAACAGUAAGGUGAUCACAGUGUACAUAGUUCUUUCUUCUGAAAUUGCCUAUCAUUGAAUGCUGAGUAUUAACUUUCAAAAAGAUGAAAUCAUGGUUGCUUUGUAAAUAUAAUUGAUUGAAUCAUUUUGUUAAUUGAUUUCAUCCAUUUACAGUUUACCUACGCAUUUGUUUUGAAGUGAGAUUUUUCUGUUAUUAAUGUUUGUUUUGUUUGAAAUAUAAAGAAAACUUCAUACUUAGUUCAAUCUUUGUGUUAUUUUUGCAAACAAGGGGCAAAUUAUUCAGUUUCUUAAGAAUAAGAAACUUAUGCCUAUUCUACCUUUAUUUCUUUAAUUUUAAAAAAUGAUGUAAUUAUUAGAAUUUAAAUUUCUAAUUUCUAAAAACCAUCUUGGUUGUGUCAAUAUUGUGGUUCAAAGAACCCAUGACUGCUGAAACUGAAUGGCAACAUUGUCUCUUGCAUCCAAGGAUUCUUUAAUAUGUUAUGUAUAAUCAUUUAAAACCAUUA
Molecule: messenger RNA, 4393 nt
Organism: Lingula anatina
Lineage: Eukaryota; Metazoa; Brachiopoda; Lingulata; Lingulida; Lingulidae
Product: phosphatidylinositol-3,5-bisphosphate 3-phosphatase MTMR2
Biological process (GO): phosphatidylinositol dephosphorylation
Cellular component (GO): membrane; cytoplasm
Molecular function (GO): phosphatidylinositol-3,5-bisphosphate 3-phosphatase activity; phosphatidylinositol-3-phosphate phosphatase activity
Source: RefSeq, a predicted model, not a curated record